UGUACCUUUACCGUUAAGGCGCACGUUAGAUCCUGAAAAGAAAAAAAAAAGAAAAAAGAAAAAAGAAAAAAGAAAAAGCUGCCCCCCGCUUCUGCUUCCUCGCAGCAAAAAGGGAUAGCGAACCGAAGCGCCGGAAAACAAAAAAUGAAAACAACAAAGCGAAAACAAAUUAGAUCGAAGAGCUAAAAUCUCGUCUGUGUGCUCCAGUAGCGGACGGAGCCAUGGCGUCCCGGUUUCAGAACACUCGUUUUGGGGCUCCGACUCCGAUCGUAACGCCGCCCUUCAACCUCCAUUCCCUGCCUGGUCUCCGUUCCUAGUCUUUGUUGCAAACCCAAGUUUUGUGCUCUUUAUGGAGCGAUCUAGCCAUCGACUGGGUACAAACUCAUAGAUCUGAAUUUCCGGGUUUUAAUUCGGUGUUGGUGAUGGCGACGUUCGAAUUUUGUAGCUGCGCUGGGAUAUUGAAAGGGGUCCAGUUGUUUUUUCUGAUAUGGGUGGUUGUAUCGUGGUAUGCAAUGUGCAUCGUUGAUGCCAAAAUAGUGAAUCAUCAACUGAGAACAGCAUUUCUUUCUCCAGCGGCUGCACCAGCUAUUUCCCAGCUGCCCUUCCCUGCAAAUAUGCCUCCUUUUCACAGAUCACGGCGGAAACAGUUAUUGCCGCAUAGUGCACCUGAACCUGUCCAAUCACCAUCUCAGCCUCCAAAUUAUGGACCAGAAGCAAUGUUCGGUCGCAGCCAUACAAGUUCACACUUGUUGAAACCACAGAUAAAGAAGAGGAGUGGAGUAGUGGCUCCCAGUAAUGCCCUUGUUCCUCCUAAUGUGGCGGAUAUUGUCCCAACGCAACCCACGUCUGGAAUAAUUCCCAGUGGUUUAGCUCAGCCACCACUGUCUCCUUCCAUCUCCAACUGUUGUAAACCAGACAUGGUGCUGAAACGAGAAACUCAGGGCUGCCACUGUGUGUAUCCUAUAAAGCUUGACCUUCUGUUGUUGGAUGUGUCCCCUAAUCCAAAUUGGACCCUUUUUUUUCAAGAGUUAUCUUCAGAGCUUGGUUUGCGAGAUUCUCAGAUUGAGUUGAUAAACUUUUAUGUACUCAGCUUAUCAAGGCUAAAUAUCUCAAUGGAUAUUACUCCGCACACGGGUAUAAGCUUUUCUGUCAGUGAUGCAUCUGCUAUAAACUCAUCACUUGUGAUGCAUAGCGUUCAUCUAAACCGAACAUUAAUUGGUGACUACAAACUUCUCAAUUUAACCUGGUUUAAGCCCCCAGUGCCCUCUCAAGCUCCUGCUAUUGCUGUAUCACCUGUGGGGGCACCAGCACAACAGUCCUUGAACCCUAAGUCAGUCAGCUCGUCAGUGAAACAGAAACAUCCAAGUUUGAUUCUUAUUAUUGGUAUUGGUGCUGGCAUUCUUUUUACUGCCAUGGUAUCUUUACUUACUAUUUGGUUGUGCACAUCACAUGGAAGGAAAACAGAAACUUCUCUCAAAGGAACUGUGAAGCAUAAUGCUGCAGAUGAAGUUUCUGUAGUAGGAUCUUUCCCUCAUCCAACCAGUACAAGGUUUCUUGCAUAUGAAGAACUUAAAGGAGCAACAAAUAACUUUGAACCUGCAAGCAUACUUGGGGAAGGAGGGUUUGGCAGAGUUUACAAAGGUGUCUUAAGUGAUGGUACAGCUGUGGCUAUCAAGAGGCUAACUAGUGGUGGACAACAAGGGGAUAAAGAAUUUCUGGUUGAGGUUGAGAUGCUCAGCAGGCUACAUCACCGGAAUCUUGUAAAACUUGUAGGUUACUAUAGCAGUCGUGACUCUUCACAAAACUUACUUUGUUAUGAGCUCAUCCCAAAUGGAAGCUUGGAGGACUGGCUCCAUGGUCCAUCGGGAGUAAAUUGCCCCCUGGAGUGGGACACCAGAAUGAAGAUUGCGCUUGAUGCUGCCAGAGGACUUGCAUACCUGCAUGAGGAUUCACAACCCUGUGUCAUCCAUAGAGAUUUUAAGGCAUCAAAUAUAUUGCUUGAGAACAACUUUCAUGCUAAAGUUGCUGAUUUUGGUCUUGCCAAACAGGCACCAGAAGGCAGGACAAAUUAUCUCUCCACUCGUGUGAUGGGCACAUUCGGGUAUGUAGCCCCUGAGUAUGCUAUGACUGGACAUCUAUUAGUAAAGAGCGAUGUGUACAGCUACGGGGUUGUCCUUCUUGAGCUGUUAACAGGAAGGAAGCCUGUGGAUAUGUCACAACCAUCAGGACAAGAAAACCUUGUUACUUGGGCAAGGCCAAUACUUAGAGAUAAGGAUAGGUUGGAAGAACUUGCUGAUCCAAGACUUGGUGGGAAGUAUCCAAAGGAAGAUUUUGUGCGGGUUUGUACAAUCGCGGCAGCCUGUGUUGCCUCUGAAGCAAACCAGCGGCCAACAAUGGGAGAGGUGGUACAGUCACUUAAAAUGGUGCAGCGCAUACUGGAAUAUCAGGAUAGCAUGCCAACCUCCAAUACAAGGUCCAACAUCAGGCAGUCAUCUGCUACCUUUGAGUCAGAUGGGACAUCUUCCAUUUUCUCUUCUGGUCCUUACUCUGGUCUAAGUGCCUUUGAUAACGAUAACAUCUCCCGGACAGCAGUUUUCUCUGAAGACCUUCAUGAGGGACGGUGAGUGCUGAGUAUCUCUCAGGUUAGCGAUCAAACCAAAUGCCUCAUUGAUGUGAAGCCUUUGGCUCUGUACAUGCAACCAUGCUAGGAUUUUUGCCCCUUCAAAGGUUGGAAAGCAUGGGUUCGAGUGGAGUAGAAUUCCUGGAAGGAGGCUUGUGUUUGUUAUUGAUUUGAGGGUUAUUUUUUUUUAAUUUUUCUGAAAAGAUGGGCUAAAGGAAUUGAAAGUUGGUGUUGAGAUGUGGGAAUGGGCAACUUUUCUUAUCCUUUGUGGAGAGCCAAGCCAUUGUUCAGUUUUCCCCUAGGCAGUGGUGGAUUCUGUACUCUGGAUAAGAUUGUGUAUGUAUAUGCUUUGUAGCUUCGUUUUUUGGCUGGCCUGAAUGGGUUUCCAUGUAAUUCCAUUUCAUUCCUUAUAGCUGAAUUUAUGUGUUGAUAAAUUUAGAAUUUAAAUUUUGAAGAAA
This is a messenger RNA of Malania oleifera, 3078 nucleotides long. RefSeq names its product proline-rich receptor-like protein kinase PERK15. The record is from RefSeq and is a predicted model, not a curated record. NCBI's taxonomy places the organism in Eukaryota, Viridiplantae, Streptophyta, Magnoliopsida, Santalales, Ximeniaceae. The coding region runs from base 423 to 2624 and encodes 733 amino acids. Gene Ontology annotation, molecular function: protein kinase activity; ATP binding. The transcript is spliced from 8 exons. Gene Ontology annotation, biological process: protein phosphorylation.